This is a messenger RNA of Oikopleura dioica, 468 nucleotides long. The record is from the annotation of a GenBank genome assembly. NCBI's taxonomy places the organism in Eukaryota, Metazoa, Chordata, Appendicularia, Copelata, Oikopleuridae.
AUGUUCCACGCCGUUUUGGUGUUCAACAAGCAAUCGAAAAUGCGCCUGCAGAAAUGGUAUUCCUGCGAGGUGGAUCGGGAGCGAUUCACGAAAUCGAUAGUCGAUUUAGUUUGCAACAGGGAUAAGAGCUAUUCCUCCAUCGUCGAGUUUUUCGGAUACAAAAUCGUCUACAAAAAGUUCGCAUCCCUCUUUUUCGCCCUUUGCAUCGACAUGGACGACAACGAGUUCGAUGCUUUGAAUAUCAUUCGACUCUUUGUCGAAAUGCUCGACUCCCAGUUCGGAUCAGUCUGUGAAGUAGACAUGAUCUUUGAGUUUGAAAGAAGUUACCAAAUUCUCGACGAAAUCAUUCUUGCCGGGCAUUUACAAGAAUCAAGUAAAAAAGAGAUCGCCAGAGAGCUUCAUGAAAGCGAUCUCUGGGAUGAGGAACGAGCUGUGCUCGAGCAUUUGAAAGAACUCGGCAUGAUUUAA